AUGGUCAGCCCCCACAAAGAACUGGUUCAGCCCACUGGGCUCAGCCCCCGAUCCGUACUCCCCCUCCUGCGCAAACAACGGCUUCAUUCUUUCAGGCCUCUGCUGACCUCUUUGUCUCUUUGUGAAGCGAAAAUCCCGAGUUGCAUUCUGACCAAAUGGCAGCGAGCACGCUGGACAGGACAGCUGGGGAGAGGAGAGGAGCACAACGACGAGCCGAGCGCAGCUGAACACCUAGGCAGAGUGGAUGGAGUCUCGCGGCUGAACAAGGGCGGCAGCGUCCACCACAGCCACGACUUCCUCCCCAGCACCCACGGCAAAAACAUGAGUCUGGGUGCUGAUUCACUGUCUGUCAUUGAGAACCCGGGGGCCGUUGGGCCCACGGUGUACCCGGGGAAGCAAGAGGGGCCAGCAGGGGAGGGGGCAACCGAGGGCCCCCCUGCCUGGGUCAGAGGAACCGGGACGCCACACCAAGUGUUCAGGCCGCCAUCGGGGAGCGUGGCGGUUCAGAGGCUUGCCCGGUUCCUGGUGGCGCUGUGUGUCCUCGGCCUUUUGGGGGGAGUGGCCGUGGGAGUGUGGCACAUUGUGAAGCUGCUUUUGAAGCCUACCUCCUCCCAGAGCCCAGCUGGGUUUGAGGACACCAAAGAGACGUCCUUCUGUAAUGUGACAGAUGACAUUUCCGUGACAGACCCGCGGAAAGGUUCAGUUUUUUACAGGAUCAGUCCAGAGAAUUCGCUGCUGGAGAUCCAACUGGAGAGGCUGCCCACAUGGCUGCCCGUCUGCUACGAGCGCUGGAACUCCUCACUGGGCACGCUCGUGUGCCGACAGCUGGGCUACUUCAGGUUAACCAAACAUAAAGGAGUCAAUUUAACUGACAUUGGACCAAACUACACAGAUGGGUUUGUUCAGAUUGCCUCAGAACAACAGACCAGUCUGGAGAGCUUAUGGCAGUUUAGGGGAAGCUGCAGUACUGGGAAGGUUAUUGCUUUGAAGUGUUUUGAGUGUGGCAUGAGAGCGAAGCUGCCUCGCAUCAUCGGGGGCGUGGAGGCGACGCUGGGCAGGUGGCCGUGGCAGGUGAGCCUCUAUUACAGCAAUCGACACACCUGUGGAGGAUCCAUCAUCACCAGCCAGUGGAUCGUCACCGCUGCACACUGCGUGCACAACUACAGACUACCUCAGGUGUCCAGCUGGGUGGUCUAUGCUGGGAUUGUGACCCGAAACUCAGCCAAGAUGGGGGAGUACAUUGGCCACGCCGUAGAGAAGAUCAUCUACAACAAGAACUACAACCACAGAACGCACGACAAUGACAUCGCGCUCAUGAAACUUAAGACGCCUCUCAAUUUCUCAGACACCAUCAGACCAGUGUGUCUGCCCAAGUACGACUUCGACCUGUCGGGAGGAACACAGUGCUGGAUCUCUGGCUGGGGAUACACACAGCCUGAUGAUGUUCAUAUCCCAGAUACUCUGAAGGAGGCCCCAGUGCCGCUCAUCAGCACCAAGAAGUGCAACAGCUCCUGCAUGUAUAACGGAGAGAUCACUCCCAGGAUGCUCUGUGCUGGCUAUACAGAGGGCAAAGUGGACGCGUGCCAGGGGGACAGUGGCGGUCCGCUGGUGUGCCAGGACGACGGUGUGUGGCGGCUGGUGGGGGUGGUGAGCUGGGGAACGGGCUGCGCCGAACCCAACCACCCUGGCGUCUACACCAAAGUAGCAGAGUUCCUGGGCUGGAUCUACGACAUGAUCGAGGGUUACUGAGGGAGGAGGGAGUAGAAGAGCAGAGAUCUCCACACACACACACACACACACACACACACACACACACACACACACACACACACACACACAC
Messenger RNA from Alosa alosa (allis shad), 1840 nucleotides. It is a transcript of the gene tmprss5, whose product is annotated as transmembrane serine protease 5. The record is from RefSeq and is a predicted model, not a curated record. Gene Ontology annotation, biological process: proteolysis. The coding region runs from base 1 to 1749 and encodes 582 amino acids. Gene Ontology annotation, molecular function: serine-type endopeptidase activity. Gene Ontology annotation, cellular component: membrane. The transcript has 13 exons. Lineage: Eukaryota; Metazoa; Chordata; Actinopteri; Clupeiformes; Clupeidae.